AUGCAAUCAUUAACUUCCAUUCUAGCUUUCUUCAUUUUCUUAACAUCAAUAUCACACCCUUCACAUUCAAACACAGUCCCUUCUUAUCCCACCCCAACUCAAUCCCAAAUAUGCAAACUAGACCUCUCCAACGAACUCUUCGGCGGCGUAAACGUCGCCUGCGGCAACAACCUCGACCGAAGCCGCUGUUGUCCUGUGCUCGCUGCUUGGCUCUUCGCUGCUCACGCGCGAAGAGCCUUGGAGAUUUCUCCUCCACCUUCGGAAAAUGCCAUCGACCUUCCUAGAAUGCCGGACGACUCUCAGAAGUGUGUUAACUCACUGCAAGACUCGCUUCGGAACAGAAACAUUAUAAUCCCGACACCAAAUGCAAGCUGUGAUGCCGUUUUAUGUUUCUGUGGAAUCAGGCUUCAUCAGAUAAGCUCAUUAAAUUGCCCAACCGCUUUUAAUGUUUCUGAUUCUAAUACCACGGUUGGCAAUCUGCCUGGUUCUCAUAAAGCUACUCCUACUGCUGCGGUUCGCGAUUUGGAGAAGAAUUGCCGUAAUUCUUCUUAUGCUGGUUGCACCAAUUGUCUUGCUACAUUGCAAAAGAUAAAAGUGCACAAGAAAGAGAGCAAGGAAAGUGACCGGGAACGGAAGAUGUUUAACCGGGACUGUCAACUGAUGGCACUAACAUGGCUGUUGGGGAAGAACAAGACGUUGUAUAUACCAACAGUAUCAGCGGUGUUACGUGCUGUAAUGUACAGUGCUCAUCCACACGAUAUAAUGUGUAGUCCAGACCAGGAGAACAUGCCUUUGGCCGUUGAUUCGAUGCAGUUCGAUCACACGAGUAGUAGCGAAGCACAAUCUCGGCCGUUGUUUUGGAGUAUGAUUGUUGUUAUGAUUGGGGUUGUGAUGUGA
Molecule: messenger RNA, 897 nt
Organism: Lathyrus sativus (Indian pea)
Lineage: Eukaryota; Viridiplantae; Streptophyta; Magnoliopsida; Fabales; Fabaceae
Source: the annotation of a GenBank genome assembly